Messenger RNA from Elaeis guineensis (African oil palm), 2698 nucleotides. Its product is annotated as bZIP transcription factor 29. Gene Ontology annotation, molecular function: DNA-binding transcription factor activity. Lineage: Eukaryota; Viridiplantae; Streptophyta; Magnoliopsida; Arecales; Arecaceae. Gene Ontology annotation, cellular component: nucleus. Gene Ontology annotation, biological process: regulation of DNA-templated transcription. The record is from RefSeq and is a predicted model, not a curated record.
UAAAACUUCCGCAGUGGCAGGUACCCAUCGCUCCCUUCUUGCUUAAAUUUUGUUAUCUUCUUGUACGUAAUCCCGUACUGUGCAUCGACCAAGCUCCAUCUUACUUCCACCUUCGGCUAUCAUAGACGUCUGGUUGUAACUUGGAUACGUAAAGGAGAAGAAAAUAGGAGAAGAGGAAUGGAAGAUGCUGCUAGAAACGAUCUAACGCGGCGAUUCCGGGGAAAUCCAUCGGUGUCUACCUCCAACCCACAGCAGAAUGCUUCCGACGGCCCGCAAAUAGGUGGGCCCUACCACCACUUAGGCCCGCCUCUCGGCCCGGAGCCGUGCCGCCGGCCUGGCAUUCCCCCCGCCUCCCCCUUCUCCCAUUUCCUGACCUCCGCCGCUCGCUCGCCGCCGUCCCUCGCCGCCGGCGGCCCUUUCAACCACCCGCGGUCUCUCUCUCCGCCGGCCUUCUUCUCUCUCGACUCCGUGCCUCCGCUGAGCCCUCCGCCGUGCCGGGACUGCACGCCGACAACCUCGCUCUCCGACUCGGUAUCCGCCGACGUCUCCAUGGAGGACCACGAUGCCAGCUCCCGCUCCCCGCCGCUCCCCCCGAAGGCCGGCGGCGCCGCCUGGGCGGCACCGACCGGAGAUGGCCUGCUUCCCCCCAAGGCCCACCGCCGCUCGCAGAGCGAGAUCCCCUUCGCGUUCUUCCAGUCUUCACCAUCGCCGGCGACCUCUCCUCUGCCUCCGCCGGCGUCGGCGGAGGCGCCGCCACCGCAGAUGGUGAAGCUGGAGCCCAAUUGGGAUUGGUGUAUGAAUGCCGAGGCAGCCGGUGACAAGAAGCCAGAAGGGGAUUCAGGCGACGAUUUGUUCGAUGCUUAUUUGAAUCUGGAUAGUUUGGAUACGCUGGAUUCUUCCGAGGACAAGCGUGAGGAUUUGAAUAGCGGGGCUAGUGGAAGCAAGACGAAUGGCGAUAGCAGUGAGAACGAAGCUGAGAGCAGUGUGAAUGGUAGCGGUGUCAAAUUCCGGCCACAUCAUGGCCCGUCGGUGGAGAAGAGGGAAGGGACCAAGCGCAGUGCGGUGGGUGAUCCCGGCCCCAUCGGAAGCGGUAACCGGCAUUGCAGGAGCCUUUCGAUGGAUAGUUUCAUAGGCAAGUCCAACUUUGGGGAGGAGUCGCCGAAGCUGUCAACUUCCCCGGGAUUCUUGGCAGCUCAAACCCUGCAAGCCAAUUCAAAGGAUGGGGCAUCGAAUGUGUUUAGCUUGGAGUUUGGAAAGGGGGAGUUUAGUCCAGCUGAGAUGAAGAAGAUCAUGGCGAAUGAAAGGCUUGUGGAGAUGGCAUUGACGGAUCCGAAGCGUGUCAAGAGGAUUUUGGCAAACCGGCAGUCGGCUGCACGUUCUAAGGAACGCAAGAUGAAGUAUAUUGCAGAAUUGGAGCACAAGGUGCAGAUCUUGCAAACAGAGGCAACCACAUUAUCAGCACAGCUGACUUUGUUACAGGGGGACUCUGCUGGACUUUCAAGUCAGAACAAUGAGUUGAAGUUUCGGCUUCAAGCCAUGGAGCAACAGGCACAAUUAAGAGAUGCUUUGAAUGAGGCACUGACUGCGGAAGUUCGGCGACUGAAACUUGCUACUGGAGAGCUGGUUGAUGAUUGUGCUUUGAAUAACUUGAAUCAGCAACUUCCAAUCAACCCUCAGAUCUUUCACUUGCGCCAGCAGCAGCAGCAGCAACCUGUACAGUCCCCCCUCUACCAAUUGCAGCUGCAGCAGCAGCAGAACACUGCUGGCAAGAAUCAUGAAUCAGAAAAGUAACUUCAAGGCAUUAAAUAUAUAAGGCGGAAAUUGAUGAAAGCAUCAUCCAAGUGUUUAUGUCACCAUUUCAGGUAAAUGAAGUGAAAUUUCAUCGUUUGUUAAUCUGAUUUCUGGGAGGAGGUUGCAUGCAAAUUAUCCCAUAUAUAUAUAUAUAUAUAUAUUCCAGACAUGACUUUUUUUGUUUGUUAGAUUUAAAUAUGGAUAUGGGGUAUUGAAUUUUUUUUAUAUAUAUACUUUGUAAUUACAAUAUUUGCUUCAUUUGUCAUGGAUGAGAGGACUUAGAGAAAAAUGUUCUUCUGGAUGACAUUUUUUUAGUUAUGUAACUGUUUACCUUUCAACAAACCUGCAGUCUUUUCAGACUUGUUUUUUUUUUCCCUUGAGGUGCUUAGCCCACAACUGAAAUCUCUGCUUCAAGCUGUUAAAGGAAAUAUCAAAGUUUUAGCUUGCCGUUCGUGUAAGAAUUUCCCUGAAUAUGGCCUGUCCCUAAAGAGACACCGUAACGUGUACCUUAAAGAGUUCCCGCAUCUUACCAAAAAAAAAAAAAGUCCCCGCAUGCCUUCCAUGGAUGACCAGGUUGCCAAGGAUGAUGGCUUAUUAUUAUUGGCAAUUACUUUGUUGGCAAAGGCUGCCAUGCGUGAAAUGAUCAAUGCCGGAUGAAAAUAUAAUGGAUGAGGAUGCAGAGUAUAGUCUGGUGUUGGUUCCAUGCUUUACGUGUUGCUCUUUAGAUAAUGGUUGUUUGAUAAAAGUUCCAGAUCAAACUAGUGAUGCCUAUUUUGGUGACCUAACAUUUCGGUACUAUUAUGACAUUUUGUUGUCAACUUAUCUUUUUUUACUACGAUGAGAAUCUGUACAGAUAUAUAUUUAGUUCCCCAUCUGUUAUUUAUUGGAAAGAUCUUAACUACUUAUA